AUGUGGAUGGGGUCGCUCCGUCGUGAAAUGGGUCGGUGCCGAGCACGUCGCUCACUUUGCGCAAGCUCUCGCUGGACGCACGGCGCUUGCUGCUCGUGCCGCUGCAGCCGUCCGUUGGCGGUCUCGUGCUCCCGAUCGCCGUGUUUUGCGACAGCCGGCGACUUUUUCUCGUUUGUGUUUGUCGUGUCGUACGUGCAGCUCGUGACGGGUCUCUUGGUCGCGCUCGUCAAGGAGAAGGAAACGAAAGCCCGCGAAAUGACGAAGGUCCUUGGCGUCACCGACGGUGCGUUCGUCGCGUCCUGGAUGCUCACGUACUGCGUCCUCGUCUUCGUG
Saprolegnia parasitica CBS 223.65 is the source of this 333-nucleotide messenger RNA. RefSeq lists its product as hypothetical. The transcript has a single exon. The annotation marks the transcript as partial. The record is from RefSeq and is a predicted model, not a curated record. NCBI's taxonomy places the organism in Eukaryota, Oomycota, Saprolegniomycetes, Saprolegniales, Saprolegniaceae.